UCUGUCUAUAUUAACAACGACAGCUAACUUUACGCAUACUUGAUCCACUUCCUUUUCCGUGUUAGCUGUGAAAGAAGAAACAUGCCGCUAGCAAAAGAUUUACUGCACCCAUUGCCCGCUGAAGAGAAGCGUAAGCAUAAGCUGAAGCGCUUGGUGCAACAUCCCAACUCUUACUUCAUGGACGUCAAGUGCCCCGGCUGCUACAGAAUUACCACAGUUUUCAGUCAUGCACAAGGCGUUGUUGUAUGUGCGGGAUGUGCCACAAUUCUGUGCCAACCCACAGGAGGACGUGCUAAACUCACUGAGGGUUGUUCUUUCAGAAGGAAGCCACAGUAGAAUAAUUAGAAGUCAGCGCGAUUAUUAAUUUUUUUAAUAAACAAAGAAUAAAAAGAUACAACCAAACAAGAGCAUUCAACUAUUUUCUUUACAUUAAAACAAUAAAAAGUGUGGUUCAGCUCCGUUGGAAAUAACUGCAAUGUUCAAAUGAUUUUAAUGAAUGAAGUGAAUUGUUUGUAAAAUUGGUAAAAUGAACUUGGAGAUCAAAUGCAUAAUAAAUGUAUUUGGUGUAAAUA
Bactrocera tryoni is the source of this 572-nucleotide messenger RNA. RefSeq names its product 40S ribosomal protein S27 (gene RpS27). NCBI's taxonomy places the organism in Eukaryota, Metazoa, Arthropoda, Insecta, Diptera, Tephritidae. The transcript has 3 exons. The coding region runs from base 82 to 336 and encodes 84 amino acids. Gene Ontology annotation, cellular component: cytosolic small ribosomal subunit; ribosome. Gene Ontology annotation, molecular function: RNA binding; structural constituent of ribosome. The record is from RefSeq and is a predicted model, not a curated record. Gene Ontology annotation, biological process: ribosomal small subunit assembly; translation.